Molecule: messenger RNA, 1038 nt
Organism: Colletotrichum aenigma
Lineage: Eukaryota; Fungi; Ascomycota; Sordariomycetes; Glomerellales; Glomerellaceae
Exons: 1
Coding region: 1-1038 (345 amino acids)
Source: RefSeq, a predicted model, not a curated record
AUGUCAUCUACCCAAGUUCAAGUUGCCGAUCUCCCUCGAUCUGGUUACUGCCAUUCAGGCUGCGGCAGCGAUGCAGGCUCCACCACAACCACAACUGAUGGCGGCCCUUCUUCAGACGACGACAGCUUGUCAAUAACCUCCAAGAGCACCACCGCCACCAUCACAACUAAUGGCUGCUCAAAUCCAGACGACGGCAGCUCAAAAAGAGCAACCGCCGGCACCAAUACAUCUAAUGGCGGCCCAUUCUCAGAAAACCCAUUUUGUCUCAUGGUGUACGUCGAUGACGAGAUGACGGCGUGCGAAGAGCAUCUGAAAGUAAUCCGCCAACAACGCGAGGUCCUGCUCCAAAAUGAGCAUCUCGCGGCGCGGUGCGCGGAGAACGUCAAGAAGACCGAAGAGGAGCUGCGCCGCGGGGCCGCCUUCGCGAGGGAAUGCAAAGUGCCCUGGGCGUACGCCUUUUGGGGUAAGAACCUCGGAGAGGACGCCAAGGCUGCCCGGAGAGAGCAAGAGGCCAAGCUGCGUAGGCUUCUAUCGGGGGUGAUGUACAAGUUUGAAUCCGCCAGGCUGCGGUGCGAGCGGACCAGGGGGGUGGUCGGUGCCAUCCGGAGGGCGCUUGAGGCGCUCCAGGAACGGGCUAAUGGGCCGUGGGGUGUCGUUUCCGAGCUGAGGGAGCGGCAGGUUGAGGUGUACCAGUACAGUGAUUCCAAGAUCUGUAUCAAGGUACGGCAUGAGGGGGAGCCACCACGGACGGAAGUCUUGGAGGCGCAUAAGAGGGGGAAGAAGUUUUGGGAGCAGCAGCAGGGGCUGAUGAGGGAUGUUCUUGAGAUGGAGAGGGUAUUGAUGUUUACGGCGACAAAGUGUGUUGUUGCGGCUGGGGAGGUGAGGGGGGUUAAGGAGAAGGGACUUGAAGGGAUGAUACGGGGCGUCAAGCGUGUGGUUGAUGCGAUGAAGAAGAGGGAGGCGAGCGAGAAUGGGUGUGAGACGAGCUUAUGGGGGAAUCUGCGGGCUAUCAGUUGGUCCAUGAUGCGUUUUUGGUGA